This is a messenger RNA of Pyricularia oryzae 70-15, 3232 nucleotides long. RefSeq lists its product as uncharacterized. The coding region runs from base 624 to 2021 and encodes 465 amino acids. NCBI's taxonomy places the organism in Eukaryota, Fungi, Ascomycota, Sordariomycetes, Magnaporthales, Pyriculariaceae. The transcript is spliced from 2 exons. The record is from RefSeq and is a predicted model, not a curated record.
GCCCGCUCAUUGCAUUUCACCGUCCAUUGACCUGCACUUGACCGUUCUUGAUCCGUACCCUUUUUCUUUUCUACAUUUGUUUUUCUCCUCCGACUAAUCUUACCAAUUCCUAGUUUUACAAAAGGAUUGACUGUGUCUUGAGUGGUCAAACGUGGACAAGUUGUCUCAUCACCCCCUAAGAGUCCAAACUUCCACUGCUACAAAGACCGGUCACAGCAACGACCCACCAUUUCAGCCCAACUGUCUGCAACGACCCUUACGAACGAUAGCCACGCGACAAAACACCACGCUACCGCUCUAGGACGAUAAACACACCGUUGAAAACGAGCGGAUGCAGUCUUGAUCCAUAGCUUCACACAGCCCGCGCGCAAGCCGUCUGGCCAGCCGCACACCGCCGUUGUUGCUGAUUCUGGUUUCGCACAGCGGACGGCGCCAGUGACCCAGCUACAGUAGCUCGCGCAACCCUCGUCUGGAAGCUAAGGGCCACGCCAGGUAUAGGGCUACUUUUAUAAUCAGCCUGCCGUCCUCUGCUCUGUUCAGCUGGAUCUUGAUCCAACUUGUCAUUUCGCCCGGAAAGGGAGAAGCCAACACAAACAACACCAUAAGCCUAAUAACAACCAAACAUGGUUCUACGCAAGAAGGAGGUCUACACGACCAUCACGCCCAUCCCGGGCUUCAUCCCACGCCAGCUGGCCAUCGAUAUCCUCCACUCGCACUCCGAGGUCAUAACGUUAAACCCGCUCGUUCUUGACCACAAGGCGAUUCCUGCGCCCCGCGAUGCCGCCUCGGACGAGUUCUACAGCACAUGGUACGAGAUCACGGAGCGCAUCCAGUACAUACCAGGCAUCGGCAAGAUGGGCUCGGGAAAGAUCAACUUCAACGGUUGCUUCCACGACAUGCCCUGGGGCUUGCAGACGCACAUAUAUGCUCCGAUGAACGUCGACCUGCGAAACAAGUACCGCAUCGCCGGUAACCAGCCCGGCAUUGAACCUCCCGAGCCGCCCGAGAUCGGCAUGGCCGCGCUCGGAGUUCCUAGCGACGGCCUCUACCUGCGAGAGGACAUUGAGAUCAAAUGCAACAUGGCCGUGGUUGGCUUUGUGAAGGCUGAGCUGAAGAAGGCGAGCAAGGAGAUGGUCCAGCGCAUCAUCAAGAAGGCCGAGUUGCUGGACGCAGGAGUCCUCCAGGGAAUGAUUGAGGACGGGAAGCUCAAGACCAUCAACCCGGCCGACAGGUCCAACACCGUUAGGUCGGCCAACACUCACAGGACCAUUGGAACCUCGCCUUCGAUAAUGGCCGGCGUCGGUUCACCACAACCCAGCCCGACCAUGUCUCAACACAGCACACAUGCCAGCCCAGCCAUUCCUUACACGAUCCCUCGACCACAGUCCACCAUGUACGGCAGGCCGGGAACCGCAGGGUCGACCGGCGGAUAUGCGUCGCCUCCGCAAACCCAUCACCAUGAGCUCUGUUCCAGCCAGCAAGCUUCCGCUCCACAACACGAGGUCAUCAUGGAGCUCCCUGGUGACUUUUAUCACCCUCCCCAAAAGUCUCCACGUCUUCCGCCACCGGGACAGCAGCAGCAGCAGCAGCAAGGGUCUCCUCGCGGAUCGCUCUCCUCGUCUUCACCACCACCGUCUGCAGGCCUCAGCAGCGACAGACAUGUAUCCUCGGUUUCCUCGCAGGGGAGGUGGUCGGAGCAGCAAAACUCGGUGUCGCGGCCCCAUUCUUUCAUGAGCGACAUUGGUCCGGACCAAAAGGCCAGCUUUGCGUCGGACCUGAGCACGCACGACGAGACUGCCGAGGAACACCACCGCGACAAUACACUCAAGGCGCUGGACGGCUCACUAAAGACGCCGCCUCUUCCGUCUCAGCAACAACAGCAACCCCAAGCACCGAAAGGGUACACCUACAAUCCUGCCGAUUACGCCAAAGUGUCACCGCCGGUGCAGUCCACCCCCAAGUUUCCUGGGAAUGGAGGUUACAAUGCAUACAAUCAGCAACAGCAGCGGUAUGGGUAUUAGGUAGCUGUCUGUCGUGCUUAGAAUAGCGAAGCGACGCGUUUGAGUUUGAUUGCAUUGUCGAAUCUCGAUUGACAAUGGGGAUGACUAAUCUUUACAUCACAGUUGGGUGUGGGACAAAUUGAACCGACCCCUAUUAUCAUUUCCCGGAUUGACAUACCUUUGUUCCAUUUGUUUCUUAUUAUCUACACACAAAAAAGGUGCAGUUCCAGUAUCAAGGGAACUUUGCACAGGUUUGGACAGCGUUUUCUUUUUUUUGGGAAAUUUUGGAGAUACCUAUUUCGCGCAAUAUUUUAUUGAUCACGACCAUUCAGUCAAAGAUCGUCUUUUCUUUAUUGACCAACAUAAUUUAUCUCAUGAUACUCUAAAAACCUGCCGCUUACGUCACUCUCACCAUGCUACUUGCUCCGACAUCUUAAUCAGAGUCCUCGCCAACCUCGUCAGCCUUCUCCUCGCCACCCUGAGCAUUGGCAAACACCUUGCAGGCCUUCUCAAAAGCCGCGGCCCGGCGCGCCUCGAGAGCAUCGGCCUCAGCCUUCAUGUCUGCCGGGGCCUUGGACUGGAGGAGGUUCGAAAGCUCCUUGCUGACGGUGUCGGUCUUGCCAAUGUUGCGCUUGACCAUGCCUGUGUAGGUAGAAUACCUGGUCUCGUUGAAUCGACCCUGGGCGGCGAUGAGCUGCUUGAGCUGGUCCUCGGUCAAAUCGACAAUGUGCUGCAUCUUGCUCAGGAUGGCCCUGCUCUCCUCCGUGGUCGGAUCGGAGCCCUAUACGUUUUUUGCGAUCACCUGAGUCAGCAUCUUUCAAAGGAACACCAGGGGACCCCUGGCCAUGUGCUUUUGUUGGGGGGUUGAGUAAAUCACAAGAGAGCAUGACGUACAUCGUACUCAGCCAUGGACUUCUUGAUCUCGGAGCAGAUCGCGUUGCUCUUGCUCUGCAGCUUGAGAACAUCGCUGAGCUUCAUGUCGGAUCCCUUGGCGGCGAUCUUGUUGGCCUUGCCGAGCUUGCGCUCGAGGUUGCUGAUGUGCUUCAUGGACUGGGCGACAGACAUGUUGGCGGAUUUCUUUUGGGGGGUCUUGUUUGGGCUGGUUAUGGUGUGAUGUUGCUGUGGAUGGUUUUUUUGACCUGUGGUUUGUUUGAUAGCUGGAUGAUGCAGUAGAAGUCGGAAUCAACACAGCUUGACCAGUUCAGCGGAUGCUUUUAUAUACAAGUUCGAGU